Messenger RNA from Carassius auratus (goldfish), 2809 nucleotides. Its product is annotated as guanine nucleotide-binding protein G(t) subunit alpha-1. Gene Ontology annotation, biological process: adenylate cyclase-modulating G protein-coupled receptor signaling pathway; phototransduction, visible light; detection of light stimulus involved in visual perception. Gene Ontology annotation, molecular function: G protein-coupled receptor binding; GTPase activity; GTP binding. Gene Ontology annotation, cellular component: heterotrimeric G-protein complex; cytoplasm. The record is from RefSeq and is a predicted model, not a curated record. The transcript has 8 exons. The coding region runs from base 478 to 1530 and encodes 350 amino acids. Lineage: Eukaryota; Metazoa; Chordata; Actinopteri; Cypriniformes; Cyprinidae.
GUGUGUGCACUUUGUAUGGGUUAAAUACAGAGCAUGCAUUUGGAGUAUGGGUCCCCAUACUUGGCUGUAUGUCACUUUUUUUUUACAUUAAAUAUCAUAACAUAGUCAUCAGCAGAUGAUGGCAAACAAUCGUAACAUUUACAACAUCACAUUAUUCCACUCACACAUUCUCCAUUGCCUUACUCAUGUGCUUCUGAAGAUCCUGGCCAGAUUAUCACCCUUUGCUGAGCACAGCAUCUUCUCAUUAAAUCUGAGGUUAGAUGACCUCUCUUUCAAUGCCUUCUGUCCUUGUUCUUCAUUGGCCCAACCAACCCAGGUGGUCUGAGACAUCUCCAAAAUCCUUCUAAGACUCCAAACAAUUCAUCGGGUCACCAAGAUCCAGUCGAGGAGUGAGCUGUAUAGUUGCCAGCACCUGGAGGCCUCUGGGCAAGCGAGUGGUCAUCCCGAAGGACUUCUGUUCCCUAAUCAAGAGUCAGUAUGGGGGCCGGGGCGAGCGCCGAGGAGAAACACUCCAGGGAGCUAGAGAAGAAACUGAAAGAGGACGCUGACAAAGAUGCCAGGACCGUCAAACUUCUGUUGCUAGGUGCUGGUGAGUCAGGGAAAAGCACAAUUGUCAAACAGAUGAAAAUUAUUCACAAAGAUGGUUACUCCCUCGAAGAGUGCUUGGAGUUCAUUGUCAUCAUCUACAGCAACACCAUGCAGUCGAUGCUGGCCAUUGUGAGGGCCAUGACCACACUCAACAUUUCCUAUGGAGAUGCCGCUGCACAGGACGAUGCAAGGAAGCUGAUGCACUUGGCUGACACCAUUGAGGAAGGCACCAUGCCAAAGGAGCUGUCUGACAUCAUUCUGAGGCUGUGGAAGGACACAGGCAUCCAGGCGUGCUUUGACAGAGCCUCCGAAUACCAGCUCAACGACUCUGCCGGAUACUAUCUGAAUGACCUGGAGAGGCUGGUCAAACCUGGCUAUGUCCCUACUGAGCAGGACGUCCUGCGAUCAAGAGUGAAGACCACCGGUAUCAUCGAGACGCAGUUCUCCUUCAAGGACCUCAACUUCAGGAUGUUUGAUGUGGGCGGUCAGCGCUCAGAGAGGAAGAAGUGGAUCCACUGCUUCGAAGGUGUGACCUGUAUCAUCUUCAUCGCUGCUCUGAGCGCAUACGACAUGGUGCUGGUGGAGGAUGAUGAAGUGAACCGAAUGCAUGAGAGUCUCCACUUGUUCAACAGUAUCUGUAAUCACCGUUACUUCGCCACCACAUCCAUUGUACUCUUCCUCAACAAGAAGGAUGUCUUCUUGGAGAAGAUCAAGAAAGCUCAUCUGAGCAUGUGCUUCCCUGAUUACGAUGGUCCCAACACCUUUGAGGAUGCUGGUAACUACAUCAAGGUGCAGUUCUUAGAUCUGAACUUGCGACGAGACAUCAAAGAAAUCUACUCCCACAUGACCUGUGCCACAGACACAGAAAACGUCAAGUUUGUGUUUGAUGCCGUAACAGACAUUAUCAUCAAAGAAAAUCUCAAAGACUGCGGUCUCUUCUAAGCAAGCAAUGUGUGGGAUGAGGUGAUUAUAAUAUAAUAUCAAAAAUAUGAAGUAGUAAUAUAAGGAAUAGUAUUGCAUUAUGUUGUUGUAGCAUAUUACAUUUCGCUACAAUUUCUAUAUGUGCAUAACUAAAAAGCCUUUCUUCGUUUAUUGAGAUGCUGAAUCGACAAAACCCAAAACUGACCCUUUGCCCCAUGUAGCCCGUUUUCCUCCCUACAAAUACAAGGGAUCUGAAUUGAUUAAAUCAUGUAGAUGAAUGUAUAUAGUUGUUGGGAUCUACACUUGAUUAAACACACUGCAUGUAAUUAAAUAUCAGAGCCUAAUACAAAUUCAUAGCAGCAAGUCAUAUAUACCAAGACCUAUAUGAGGUGUAUUCGGUUCUAUUAGUUUUUUUUUUUUUUACAGUGAUCUGUCCUGUAGAUUUACAACUACACUUCACACAGCUAUAAACCAAAUAACCGUCCUUCUGAAACACCUGCAUAUGCACUUCAGCAUAAUGUUUUGCAAGAGUACAUUAUGAAGUAUUUCAGUUACGCCUUAUAGCAGACACUGCGUAAAGUUCAGGCUUUUAAGCUGAUUGAGAAAAGUUGCGACUUGACUGGGAUACAAAGUUCUAUAUAUUUCACGGAGGAGUUAUAUCACGUUAUGUCCCAUCAGAAUCUCUAUGUAAGAUGGAUGACUUUGAUGAAAAGAUAGCAUUUACUAAGUUGUUUAGCUAAGGAGCAGCUAGCAGAGAGACAAAGAAUACAACAGCAAAAUUGAUUAAAAUGACAUAUAAACCAUAAACAAAUGUAAACUGAAUGAAUAAAGCUUCUGUAGAAAAGAUUGAACCUGACGUGUUUGUCCUUUAAGUGUCCUGAACUGCUUAAAUCCAGAGAAAAACAGGCUUUAGUAUCAUAACCACAUUGGGAUGGUUGAGUGUGUAUAUAGCCUACUUACAUAAUAUAUGAGAAUAAAAAUAUGAAUCAUUUUAUGAAUAUUUGUAUAAUUUGUAUAUUAUAACACACACACAUACGAAAUUAAAGCCUUCUUAACACCAGUAUAUCUAGGUUUAUUAAUUUUUAGAGUUUUAGCUUCAGCUUAUUGAUCACAGAAAAUAACUUUGACAUUAUUUUCUGUGAUUACUGGUUGUAAGCCAGAGAUGCUACAGUACUUGUACAGGUCAAACUCAUUAACCCAGAAGAUUUCCUUAAGAAUAUCAAGACCUGAGUGUACCACUCACUGAUGUGAAAAAUAUUGUGUUUUGUGCUCCAUCAAGGUAGAUUGCUAAACAGUUUUG